Toxorhynchites rutilus septentrionalis is the source of this 1383-nucleotide messenger RNA. RefSeq lists its product as uncharacterized. The transcript has a single exon. The coding region runs from base 133 to 1383 and encodes 416 amino acids. Gene Ontology annotation, biological process: DNA integration. The record is from RefSeq and is a predicted model, not a curated record. NCBI's taxonomy places the organism in Eukaryota, Metazoa, Arthropoda, Insecta, Diptera, Culicidae. Gene Ontology annotation, molecular function: nucleic acid binding.
GAGACGUUGCAGCAAGUUCUGAAAUACGUCAUCAACGGUUGGCCUAACGAUAAGAAAACCAUCUCGGGAGGAUCGGAAGUUCAGCAAUUUUUCGCACGACGUGAAUCUUUGUACGCAGCCCAAAAAGUCCUGAUGUACGGAGAGCGGAUUGUAAUACCGAAGAAGUUUCAACGUAAAAUACUGCAGCAACUUCAUAAAGGGCACCCAGGCGUUGAACGUAUGCGGUCAUUGGCGAGAAAUUACGUAUAUUGGCCAAACAUCGAUGAACACGUUACCGCCCUGGUCCGAUCAUGUUCAGAAUGUGCUUCUGUCGCAAAGACUGACACCAAAACAAAGCUGGAGUCAUGGCCCAUCCCCGAAAAACCGUGGCAGAGGGUCCACGUGGAUUUUGCGGGGCCGAUUGACGGAACGUAUUAUCUCCUGCUAGUGGAUUCACUAUCCAAAUGGCCGGAAGUUAUCCCUACAAAGUCAAUAACAUCGGCAGCAACGAUCGCUAUUCUACGCCAGAUCUUCAGUCGAUUUGGUAUGCCGGAAGUUCUAGUUUCCGACAACGGAUCGCAACUUGUGAGUGACGUUUUCGAGCGGUUCUGCGAAUCGAAUGGUAUCAUGCACCUUAAAACAACCCCUUUCCACCCUCAAAGCAAUGGACAGGUGGAAAGGUUUGUCGACACCUUCAAAAGAACCAUGAAAAAAAUUCAGGCCGGAGGGGAAACCUUAGACGAAGCAUUGAAUACGUUCUUACUGUGCUACAGAUCUACACCCUGUCGUAGUGCUCCUGGCGGCAAAUCCCCCGCAGAAGUAUUGCUAGGAAGACCACUGAGGACAUCGUUUGAAUUACUUCGUCCAACCAGUAAGUUCAACAAAAACAACAGCCUCAAGCAGAACCAGCAGUUCAAUACGAAACACGGAGCCAAGGAGAAGUGCUUCGGCGUCCAGGACCAGGUGUAUGCCCAAGUACAUCGAGGCAACGAUUGGAACUGGGUACCUGGAGUGAUAGUGGAGCGAGUGGGUACGGUUAUAUAUAACGUGUGGAUCCCGCAACAGCAACGGUUAAUUCGCAGCCACAGCAAUCAACUGCGAAAACGCUACGGAAGUGAAGUACCAACAAUGUCUGAAACAGAUCCGUCCAUUUCGCUUGAUAUCCUGCUAGGUUCGUGGGGAUUGAAUCCUAGUGCUACUCCAGAGGAAGUGAUACCACCAGCCGAACCUGAAGAGCUUAACGAAAUCCAGCGAGAGUUCAUGCGCGAGCUCAUUGAACCACCAGCUACGCAUCGGCGAGCUCGUGGAUCCGUUCGACAACCUGAUCCUGAGGAUGUGAUUCAGCGCCGAUCAACGCGCCAUCGUCGGGCGUCAGCUAGAUAUGAACCGUACCAGAUCUACUAA